AACAAACACGGAAAUGAUAAAAAAGGACGAUUCGGCUCACCUUUGACGGGCCGUUCCGUGGUGGACACUUUGUGCUCUUUAGCGGACAUUUUGUCACCGAACCAAUCGAGACGACGCGGGAGCGGACGCCCGCUCGCGCUCGCCCGCCCGGGCUAGCCCUGGCUAGCUAGCUAGCCGUUCUUCCGCGCGUCUCGCUGCACUUUGACGCCGCCGAUCCGGGCUGCAGGUCGGCUAGAGUCCAGAGAGGACAGCGGCAAGGGCGGGGGUCUUUGACUUCCUAGUGACGGUGGCGGUGGUGGUGGUUAACGUACACGGCGAGCGCAGAAAAAGGAGGAAGGAAGGGAGGUGGAAGUGGGACGCGGUGCCAGCGCAUGCGCAAUCACGCGGGUCCAAGCGACUUUCAAUUUCUCGCCCGGUUGAACUGACCAAAGUUCCUUUGUUCCAUUUAAAGAAUAAAUAAAAUCACAUUUUAAAUACCGAGGACGUCGAUCUUUGAACUACAAAACAAUCUGACAAAAGCAGCUAUGAUGAUAGCGCUUCGUCGUGACGUCACCUCCUCCAGUGCUACCUGACGUCACCAACACGCGACGCGAUGAAGAAAUGAAACUCAAAACGGCGACUGCCCCGAGAAGACGGCGAAGACCACUUAAAGUUAGUUUUAAAUAUUUUUUAUUUGACUUUUAGUGAGCGUCGACGAAGAAAGACCCCUUUUGCAAUCGGAAAUGUCAGGCCGCAACAACCGGAAAAGGGGAAUUCCAGAUAGGUGGACACACUACAAAGCGAUGGGCAGGCGAAUCCACGGUACUCGUUUUUUGGCCUUCAAGGUUCCUCUCAAGGAGUCGUUCAACCAGAUGCUAGCGCCCUCUCAGGUCUUUGGACCGCGGGAGCUCCUGGACGCCGUCCGACAAGAAGGUCAUGAGCUGGGCGUGAUCUUGGACCUGACCUACACCACGCGCUACUACGGACCAGGGGACCUCCCGCCGUGGCUGGAGCAGGUGAAAAUCAAGACCGCGGGUCAGGUCAUCCCUGCCGAUGAUGCCAUCCUGGCCUUCAAGCGAGCCGCGCGCCGAUUCCUGCGGGACAAUGCCGACAAUGACAAGCUGAUCGGUGUCCAUUGCACGCACGGACUCAACAGGACGGGCUACAUGAUCUGCAGGUAUCUGAUCGACAUGGAAGGGAUGGAUCCCGGCGAGGCCAUCCGUCGGUUUAACUCUUGUCGCGGUCACAACAUUGAGAGAAGCAACUACCUGAACGACCUUCUCCGAGGACCCACCAGAAGCAAUGAAGGCGUGGAUGAUGAGUGUGCGUCCGGAAGCCCAGCGGAUGUCCGAAGCGGCGCCGAGCGGUCGCCCAGGAACUGGUGCCGCGCUGACGACGGCACGUACGGGUUUCCCCCCCUGGGCGACCCGAGACCUUAUCCGCUUCAGUGGCCCCGCCAACAUACCUCUUCGCAGUAUGGCUUUUCCCCACUGGGAUCUGAGGAGAGCCGCCCAUGUAUGUGGCCCCGCCCCCAAUAUUCCCAGCGCCCCCGCCCCCAACAUUUCCAGCGCCCCCACCUGGAGCAUCGCCAGUCGCCCGUGCGUCCCCCCACCCUUCACCGCUACGUCCCCAGGUGGGCCGAAGGGCAAGGCGCCGAGGCCCAUACGGAACGUGAAAAUUGUUGGUUUUAAAGCCCUCACUGGCCCUUUUAUUUACUUGCCAAUUCAAAAAUAAAAUUUCUUCUUCUAGCCAGGAUGCAAUUCCACCAAUGAGUUUAUCACUAGUAGACCACCAAUCUAUUUGAAGCGGGAGGUUGACAUCGAAUGAACGUUUGUUCAUUUGCCGCCAUCCUUCCCACUUCUAGCACCAUCAUCAACUAUUUUGUUCGUUGCAAAUCUCUUCCAUCCAUCCAUUCAUUCAUUAUCUUCCACUCAUACAAAAUAUUUUUUAAAAUUGUAUUUCUUUUCAUUUAUAGAAAUGUUUAAUACCAAAAAUAAAUACAGCAAAUAUUUGUUUUUUUUCAAGAAACUUUUCUUUACAUU
Molecule: messenger RNA, 2021 nt
Organism: Corythoichthys intestinalis (scribbled pipefish)
Lineage: Eukaryota; Metazoa; Chordata; Actinopteri; Syngnathiformes; Syngnathidae
Gene: dusp11
Product: dual specificity phosphatase 11 (RNA/RNP complex 1-interacting)
Exons: 9
Coding region: 723-1670 (315 amino acids)
Biological process (GO): protein dephosphorylation
Molecular function (GO): protein tyrosine/serine/threonine phosphatase activity; polynucleotide 5'-phosphatase activity
Source: RefSeq, a predicted model, not a curated record